Molecule: messenger RNA, 2480 nt
Organism: Phodopus roborovskii (desert hamster)
Lineage: Eukaryota; Metazoa; Chordata; Mammalia; Rodentia; Cricetidae
Gene: Mtmr2
Product: myotubularin related protein 2
Exons: 15
Coding region: 35-1966 (643 amino acids)
Biological process (GO): dephosphorylation
Molecular function (GO): phosphatidylinositol-3,5-bisphosphate 3-phosphatase activity
Source: RefSeq, a predicted model, not a curated record
CGCGCAGCGCUCAGCGGCCUCCCGUCCUCGCGCCAUGGAGAAGAGCUCGAGCUGCGAGAGCCUCGGCGCGCGGCCCCCGGCGGCCCGGCCGCCCAGUGAGGACUCACUGUCCAGUGCUUCCACUUCUCAUUCAGAGAACUCGGUGCAUACGAAAUCGGCUUCUGCUGUCUCUUCAGAGUCCAUUUCGACUUCUGCGGACAACUUUUCCCCCGAUCUGAGGGUCCUGAGGGAGUCAAACAAAUUAGCAGAAAUGGAGGAACCGACCCUGCUUCCAGGAGAAAACAUUAAAGACAUGGCCAAAGAUGUGACUUACAUAUGUCCCUUCACUGGUGCUGUCCGAGGAACCCUAACUGUCACAAACUACAGAUUGUAUUUCAAGAGCAUGGAGCGGGAUCCCCCAUUUGUUCUAGAUGCUUCUCUUGGAGUGAUAAGUAGAGUAGAAAAAAUUGGUGGUGCAUCUAGCCGAGGUGAAAACUCUUAUGGCCUGGAGACCGUGUGCAAGGAUAUCAGGAAUUUGCGAUUUGCUCAUAAACCAGAGGGGCGAACAAGAAGAUCCAUAUUUGAGAAUCUAAUGAAAUACGCAUUUCCUGUGUCUAAUGGCUUGCCUCUUUUUGCUUUUGAGUAUAAAGAAGUAUUCCCUGAAAACGGGUGGAAAUUGUAUGACCCCCUCCUAGAGUAUCGGAGGCAGGGAAUUCCAAACGAGAGCUGGAGGAUAACAAAGAUAAAUGAACGCUAUGAGCUUUGUGACACAUACCCUGCCCUCCUGGCUGUCCCAGCAAACAUCCCUGAUGAGGAGCUUAGGAGAGUGGCGUCUUUCAGGUCACGGGGCCGGAUCCCGGUUUUAUCGUGGAUCCACCCUGAAAGCCAGGCCACACUCACCCGCUGCAGUCAGCCCCUGGUGGGCGUGGGCGGGAAGCGCAGCAAAGAGGACGAGAAGCUCCUGCAGGCCAUUGUGGACUCCAACGCCCAGUCACACAAGGCGUUCAUAUUCGAUGCUCGGCCAAGCGUCAACGCCGUUGCCAACAAGGCAAAGGGGGGAGGUUACGAAAGUGAAGAUGCCUACCAAAAUGCAGAACUUGUUUUUCUGGAUAUUCACAAUAUUCACGUUAUGAGAGAAUCAUUACGAAAGCUGAAGGAGAUUGUGUACCCCAGCAUUGAGGAGACUCACUGGCUGUCUAAUUUGGAAUCUACACACUGGCUAGAACACAUUAAGCUCAUUCUUGCAGGGGCUCUUAGGAUUGCUGACAAGGUAGAGUCAGGAAGGACAUCUGUAGUGGUGCACUGCAGUGAUGGCUGGGACCGCACAGCUCAACUCACUUCGCUGGCCAUGCUCAUGCUGGACGGGUACUACCGAACCAUUCGAGGGUUUGAAGUCCUCGUGGAGAAAGAGUGGCUGAGCUUUGGACAUCGAUUCCAACUAAGAGUUGGCCAUGGGGAUAAGAACCAUGCAGAUGCAGACAGAUCACCUGUGUUUCUUCAGUUUAUUGACUGUGUCUGGCAGAUGACAAGACAGUUCCCUACUGCAUUUGAAUUCAAUGAAUAUUUCCUCAUUACCAUCCUGGACCACUUAUACAGCUGUUUAUUUGGAACAUUCCUCUGUAACAGUGAACAGCAGAGGACCAAAGAGAAUCUUCCUAAGAGGACAGUAUCAUUGUGGUCCUACAUGAACAGCCAGCUGGAAGAUUUCACUAAUCCACUCUAUGGAAGCUACUCCAAUCAUGUCCUUUACCCAGUAGCCAGUAUGCGCCAUCUUGAACUCUGGGUAGGAUAUUACAUAAGGUGGAACCCCCGGAUGAAACCACAGGAACCCAUCCACAACAGAUACAAAGAACUUCUUGCCAAAAGAGCAGAGCUUCAGAGAAAAGUAGAGGAACUUCAGAGAGAAAUUUCCAACCGCUCAACCUCCUCUUCAGAGAGAGCCAGCUCUCCUGCACAGUGUGUGACUCCUGUUCAAACUGUUGUAUGAAGGGACUGUUAGGUCAGGGGCCUCGCUGCCAGGAACUCAACAUUACAGCACCUUACGGGUAGAAAGCCUUCCGUGUUUUAAAUCCAUCUAUGGGAGAAACCCUCAGAUGCUCUAUUUAUUUCAAGUCUCUCUUAGAUGAGUUUAGAGACGUCUGGUGCAGGUGGCAAUGGAAGUCAUUUCAUUUGUAAUUAAAGAAUGACACUAAUCUUAAGUCACCCAAAUACUAAAGUACUGGAGUCCUAUUUCCACAGUGGGGACGAGUUUUUAAUUUAAAAAUGUCUUAGAAACUGAGCACCUGGGAAUCUCUAGGUGCGAGAAGGCCAGAGCGGCUGUUCACACCAGAGCACACAUUCCAUCAGAUCAGUUACUCCUUUCUCAAUUCUCCAUUUUUUUGUGUAUUUAAUAUAGUAAAAAGUAUUGUCUUGAGAUUAUUAUGGCAUAUCAAUAGUUCAAAGUUGCUGCUGACCUUGUAACUAGGGUAUUUUCAACAGCAGUUAGGGAAUGGUUAUGCCUU